AUGGGGUUUCUGGGAAAAGUUUCAAGUGCUUGGGAUUCAGUGCCUCAAGGUUUUCAUCCUAAGAAAUGUGGUAGAGUUGAUAGGACCACGGAUGUUGAUUGUAGGGGUUUGAAUGGAUUUGCUUCUUCUUCUUCAAGGCCAGGGCUUGGAAGGAAGAAUGGUGGUGUUGGAGGCAAGAAGGGUGUGGAUCCAGUUGAGGAGAUGGUUUCCUCAAUCAAGUUAUUGGCUGAAGGGUUUGUGCGAAUGGAGAAGAUGAAGAUGGAGAUGGUGAAGGAGAUUGAGAAGAUGAGAAUGGAGAUGGAGAUGAAGCAUAAUGAGAUGAUACUUGAGUCACAACAAAAGAUUGUGGACGCAUUUGCCAAGGCAUUGUUGGAAAAGAAGAAAAGGAAGAAGAAACCAUCUGUGCUGUCACCUAAUGUGAAUGGAAAUGGGGUUGAAGAAUGGCAAAGCGGUGAUAUGGUAAAGAAAAAAAAGGUAGAUAUAGUGUCACCUGAUGUUCAAAUGGUAUAGUUUACUUACAAAGUUACAUUUAUGUUAUCUUUUAAGUUUGGUUAAUUUCUUUUUUUUUGGAAACAGAGCAACUUAGGUUGAUGCUCUUUUUUGAUUCAAAAUUAAGGAGGAAUUUAAGGAAGGAGAUUCUCUCUCAUAA
Theobroma umbraticum is the source of this 649-nucleotide messenger RNA. The record is from RefSeq and is a predicted model, not a curated record. NCBI's taxonomy places the organism in Eukaryota, Viridiplantae, Streptophyta, Magnoliopsida, Malvales, Malvaceae.